Molecule: messenger RNA, 171 nt
Organism: Halteromyces radiatus
Lineage: Eukaryota; Fungi; Mucoromycota; Mucoromycetes; Mucorales; Cunninghamellaceae
Product: HSF-type DNA-binding-domain-containing protein
Exons: 1
Biological process (GO): regulation of DNA-templated transcription
Molecular function (GO): sequence-specific DNA binding; DNA-binding transcription factor activity
Source: RefSeq, a predicted model, not a curated record
AUAAUGAAUGAUGAUUCUCUUCAUCAUAUUAUCCGUUGGACAGAUGAUGGUACCACUAUUUGUAUCUCCAAUUCCAUGUUAUUCUGUAAAUCAGUCUUACCACAUUAUUUCAAGCAUAAUAACUGGCAUAGUUUUGUCAGACAGCUCAACCGUAAGAAACCAUUAAAUUAA